AGAGGAAAAGAGGAGAGCGCAGCUUUUUUAGGAUUUAGGGUUCGAUUUCUCUUUUUCCCUUUUUUAAAAUUAAAAAAAAAAGAAAAAGAAAAAUUGAAACCCUAGUUUUUGAUCGCCAUGGCAGCUAGAAGAAUCGCGGCGAGAUACAUUUCACGCAGGCUCUCGUCGAGCGGCAAGAUCCUCAGCGAGGAGGAGAAGGCAGCGGAGAACGUCUUCAUCAAGAAAACUGAACAGGAGAAGUUGGAGAAGCUUGCACGUAAGGGUCCUAAAGCAGACCAGCCCCCAGCGACAGCUGAAACCCCUGCGAGUGGCGUGAAGCCGAGUACCACAGAAACCUCUACUACAGGCGGAGUCUCAACUGACAAGAACCGAAAUUAUGCUGUAGUUGCUGGAACAGUUGCUGCUGUUAGUGCCUUUGGCUGGUGGUUCUUCUCCAAGCCCAAGAAAUCCGAAGAAAUUGUUGAUUGAUAAGUGCAAGAUUCAUGUUGAAUCACCUACCUUUGCUUUUGCGAAACUAUUUUCCUUGAGUUUCUAUCAGUCCAUCAUAAGGAACUGAGCUGAUAAGUUUAUUAAAAGAAACUAUGUCCGUUCGUUGACAUUGGAAUGGAUUAAAAGCUCUGUUUUUGCUAUGAACUUGGUUUUUUUCGCUUUAUAAUUCUCAAAUCGAAGUAGUUUUACAAUUUGAUGGUUGCGACGA
Molecule: messenger RNA, 697 nt
Organism: Asparagus officinalis (garden asparagus)
Lineage: Eukaryota; Viridiplantae; Streptophyta; Magnoliopsida; Asparagales; Asparagaceae
Exons: 3
Coding region: 118-468 (116 amino acids)
Source: RefSeq, a predicted model, not a curated record